Messenger RNA from Diorhabda carinulata, 2016 nucleotides. It is a transcript of the gene Otd-2, whose product is annotated as homeobox protein OTX2-A-like. Gene Ontology annotation, biological process: regulation of transcription by RNA polymerase II. Gene Ontology annotation, molecular function: DNA-binding transcription factor activity, RNA polymerase II-specific; RNA polymerase II cis-regulatory region sequence-specific DNA binding. Lineage: Eukaryota; Metazoa; Arthropoda; Insecta; Coleoptera; Chrysomelidae. The transcript is spliced from 8 exons. The record is from RefSeq and is a predicted model, not a curated record. Bases 246 to 1166 code for a protein of 306 amino acids. Gene Ontology annotation, cellular component: nucleus.
AGUGCAUGGUCGCCUUUUAUACAAGACAGACACAUGAACAAAAUUAAGUGAAAAAAAAAAAAAAUAGUCCUGUCGCUUUUAAAUAUUUGUUAGUGUACAUAAAGUAUAUGUGAGUUGUGAGGUUCGACGUAUUAUGUUAAAUUAUUGGUAAAUUAUGAAUCUACAUUUGUUGCUUCAUGAAUAUGUUGAGUUUUAAAUGAAUGAAGAGAUGUGCGUUUUCGCUGAGGAUAUAUGGACCAAAGUAGAUGUGGCCAAACAGCCUGACAUCCGGAUGCAACCCAGAAAGCGAGUUAUCAUUUCCGGGAUUUGGAAGCGGUUGCGGCGGAAGCACUUCCAGCAUGGCCUACUUAAAGUCUACUCCUUAUCCUGUACCCGGACUCGGUCUACACGGAUUACCAGUGGACUCGCUGCAUUCAUCAAUGACAGGUUAUCCAGGAGGUAACCAAAGGAAGCAACGGAGAGAAAGAACAACAUUUACAAGAGCUCAAUUAGAUAUAUUAGAAGCGUUGUUCGGAAAAACGCGAUAUCCGGAUAUAUUUAUGAGAGAAGAAGUGGCCUUGAAAAUUAAUUUACCGGAAUCUAGAGUUCAAGUGUGGUUUAAGAACAGACGAGCAAAAUGUCGCCAACAACAAAAACAACACAACCAGCAGCAAAACUCGGAAAAAACCACCAGAUUAAAAAACAAAACUACCACCAGCCUCAUUACUAAGUCAUCUCCAACACCAGUUUCUGUUUCAAGCAAUAAUAAUACUAGUACCAGUUCAUCGGGAAGUCCACCUUCUGUACCUACAGCGCUACACCUUAGAGACAGUCCGAACUACGUCAAAUCUCAGCUACUUCCAACAUGUGGCAGCACUAGUUCACCAACGAUUCCAAGCUCCACUUAUACCAACUCGGCAAAUUCCAGUAUAUGGUCUCCAGCGUCUAUAGAUUCGUUUUCUUUAGAUCAACAUAGAUGGUGUACGUCUACGCAACCUUCAGUAUUAAGUAGUACCAAUUCGUCAACUAACUGUUAUAAUAAUUACUCGUACUAUUCUAAUAUGGAAUAUUUAAGUUCAACACCGAUGAAUCAUUCACAAUUUGUAGAUAAUAGUUUGGAAAACAGUUGGUCCAAAUCUCGGGACGAAGCGUCGUGGUUAUACAACAGUACCUGGGACCGAAAAUGAAAUAUCAUCAAGGUCAAAAAACUUGGCAAAUAUUUCUGAAAAAACCCAAAUACUCAUCUUCUAUCAUUUUACAAUUAUAGAAAUAGAUAUUUUUAUUUUAGAAUAACGAGAUCGAUCGAUAGAUAAUGAUUCGUUUUUAAUUACUUCUAUCUAUCAGUGAAAAAUUAGCUAAACUAUAGCUACUUUCCAUUUACAUCUCAACUCACUCAGUUCCUUUUCAGUCUCACAAGUGAGACUUAACUGAGUUAUUACUAGCACAAGCUUAAGACCUUUUGCUUCAAUGAGUUUUGUGGGCCGAGAUUGAAAGUGAGGUUAAGGACAACACGUUGUCUUGUCAUCAAAAUAAGCAAGUUCACAAUAUUAAAUUAUUGCUCUCUUCUGUAUUGAGUCGAGCAGCUUCAGGUCAUGCUUGAGAACCGACCAAAUCCCGAGCCUCAUUUGUAAAAACAGCAGCCUGGAUUCCUGGGUAUUACCACCCCAUUCCAGAAUGUUUUCAAGGUCUGUAUUGAUGGUAGUGAUUUCUUAUACUUAACAAAUUAUUAUCUGCCGAUUGAUCUACAAAUAAUACUCUUAAGUAACGAUUUUUAAGUACCUAAAAGUUUAAAUGUGCAAUGGGAAAAUAUCCAUAUCAAAAAAAAAGGUUCUCUACUGUAUAUACGUCUAAAAACUCUAAUUUUCUGACCAAUACAAUAAUUUUAUCGAAUUUAAAUUUUAGGACGUAAAGGCUCUAUAAUAUACUAGUCAAAUUUUAUGUGCCAAUAAAAAAAAAAAUGAAAACCAACGAAAAUAUCUUUAAAUAAUUUUGUACAGAGUUAUGUAUAAAGUUUAGAAUAAAUGUAAAUCGAAGAUA